Caenorhabditis briggsae is the source of this 555-nucleotide messenger RNA. Bases 1 to 555 code for a protein of 184 amino acids. Lineage: Eukaryota; Metazoa; Nematoda; Chromadorea; Rhabditida; Rhabditidae. The transcript has 5 exons. The record is from RefSeq and is a predicted model, not a curated record.
AUGGAGAGCGAAACCUCAGUUGUUCACGUUUCGGAUUUACAAGAUGACCUCAGAGAGUUCAUGUGCCGUGCUCAGCGUCGUUCACACCGUGAUAAUCUAAGGCAGGUCAAAGAAUACAAAUCUAAAAUGGUAUCGGAGACCAGCGUUUUCAACAGAGUUCCAUUGGAUGGAGGAGCUGUUCUCAGUAUUUACACUGCUAGAGACCGCACGUUCGAUCUUAUCAAACGCUUGAUGAAGUUGGUCAUGUGUCAAGAAGUUUUGGUCGCUCUUCGAGAUUACUUGAAGGUUUGCAACUAUCUGGAAAUCCGGCUCCAAUCUCUCAUCUAUCACAUUGCACAGUGCCCUCAAUACGAUUUCGAGAUCAAAGACAUCACAGAAAAACUCGACGUCAUGGAAAGAAUAGUCGGUCAACUUGAGGCCGAACACAAAGGCGAUGGGGAAACGAACAAAGAACUUCUCAAAACCUGCGGGGUACUUGCUUCGGGUGACAGUCUAAAAAACGCAGAAGAAGGGGACGAUGAUCAUGACAAAUUCGAAGAUGCCCGCGAAAAUUGA